AUGGUGAGGAUUAGAGGAGGAUCCGUGAGUGCUGGACGCACCUUCAAGUUUCGUGAUGAGGAGGAUGAAGAUGUUCAAGUUAUCGAACCUUCCAUCAAAUCACCCAAAAAGAAAACUGGAAAUCGUGGUGGAAAAACGAAGCAAUCUGCAAGGAAAAAGCAGAAUACGCAAAUCAGAGAGCCAUCUGUUGAACCAUCCGAUAAGCAGAUGGAGGAGCAUCAAUUUGAAGGGUAUCCAGUAAGUGGUAAUGAAGAGGAACUGGAGCAGCCUACCAAUAUAGAUGAUGCAGAGAAAAAUGUUGGGGAACAGCAGAUUGAUGAACUAUCUACCAGGAAGUCACCAAGGACAAGGUCUGGUGUCCAGGGUACUGCACCAACUACUCAGCGCAGUGAAAAAAGAAAGCAUCCAGAAAAUGAUCAACCAGAGACCCAAACUACUGUUGAACCAACUCUCCUGCCCAAGUUCAUCGAUGAUGAAGCCAGGGAGAGGUUUGAAUGGAUCUCGCAGAAAGGCUUCAUCACUCAAAGGACCAUCAUUCCCUACAAAUUCCAAAGGUCAGCCUCUAUGCAUACUUCAUCCAACCUUGAGGUCAUAUCUCUGCUUGAUGACCUCAAACAACAUAUCCUGCUUUUUGAAGAUGGCUUGAUGAUGACCUUGACUUCUGAACAACAAGCCACGUUCGUUGCCAAAAGGAAUCUGCUUGUACCUCCCAUUCUUUCAGAAAAUGAAAAUGCACACCGAAAGGAGUUUAGAGCUGAGCCAACCACUCAGACUACCCCAGAAUACCGUACCUCCAGUUCUCAACCACAGGACAAGGGAAAAGCUCAGGCAACUGAAGAAAAGACUGAAGAGGAUGAUGAUGAUGAGGAUGAGGACACUGAGGAAGAAGAUCCUGCCCAGUUUCGCUUGACUAGAAGAAAGUCUGGAUCCUCUAAGAUUACCAUAUAA
Molecule: messenger RNA, 948 nt
Organism: Coffea arabica (coffee)
Lineage: Eukaryota; Viridiplantae; Streptophyta; Magnoliopsida; Gentianales; Rubiaceae
Source: RefSeq, a predicted model, not a curated record